AUGAAAAGAAGUGAUGGACACAGGAAAGCAGUGGAGCAGAAGAUUCUUUCUGCGGGAACUGCACACACUCCGAGGUCCGGACAGAGAAGCCGGGCUCACAGCUACAUCCUGCUUAAGUCUGCUGUUGGAUGCAUCUACAUUAGGAAGGCUGGUGCCACGCAGAGGGCUGGGGAGCAGCCCCGCCUGGCCUGGGAGGAGCAAGACCUUGGCACCUGCCGCGCCAUGGACCCGCCUGCCGCCUUCCCGGGCUCCCCGGCCCUGCCGGGCGUCGCGCCGUCGGGGCGGCGGCGGCGGCGGCCCCUGCAGCGCGGGAAGCCGCCCUACUCGUACAUCGCGCUCAUCGCCAUGGCGCUGGCGCACGCCCCGGGCCGCCGCCUGCCGCUGGCCGCCAUCUACCGCUUCAUCACCGAGCGCUUCGCCUUCUACCGCGACAGCCCGCGCAAGUGGCAGAACAGCAUCCGCCACAACCUCACGCUCAACGACUGCUUCGUCAAGGUGCCCCGCGAGCCGGGCAACCCGGGCAAGGGCAACUACUGGACGCUGGACCCCGCGGCCGCCGACAUGUUCGAGCACGGCAGCUUCCUGCGGCGCCGCAAGCGCUUCAAGCGGCAGCCGCUCCCACCGUCCGCCUUCUGCGCGCCCCCCGCGCCCCCCGCGCCCCCCGGGUCCUGCGCGCCCGGCCCCGCGCCGCUCCCGCUGCCUCCCACGGCGCUCCCGCAGCCUCCCGCGCCCUGCGGGCCCCUUCCCGCGCCGCCCGCGCGCCUCUUCGCCGCCGACGGCCCGGGCCACCUGCCGCCCGAGCUGGCGGGGCUGGGCGCCUCCGAGCCGCCGUGCUGCGCGCCCCCCGCCGCCGCCUCCCCGCAGCUCUACGCGCCGGGCCCUGAGCGCCUGGGGCUGCCCCCGGAGCCGCUCCUGGCCGCGCUCGGCCCGCUCAGCCCGGCCGAGCCCUACCUGAGGCCGCCCGGCUUCGCGCCCGCGCUGGAGCGCUACCUGUAA
Molecule: messenger RNA, 996 nt
Organism: Sorex araneus (European shrew)
Lineage: Eukaryota; Metazoa; Chordata; Mammalia; Eulipotyphla; Soricidae
Gene: FOXE3
Product: forkhead box E3
Exons: 2
Coding region: 1-996 (331 amino acids)
Biological process (GO): cell differentiation; anatomical structure morphogenesis; regulation of transcription by RNA polymerase II
Molecular function (GO): RNA polymerase II cis-regulatory region sequence-specific DNA binding; DNA-binding transcription factor activity, RNA polymerase II-specific
Source: RefSeq, a predicted model, not a curated record